Messenger RNA from Cryptomeria japonica (Japanese cedar), 2676 nucleotides. RefSeq names its product sulfate transporter 1.2. The coding region runs from base 376 to 2388 and encodes 670 amino acids. Gene Ontology annotation, cellular component: membrane. Lineage: Eukaryota; Viridiplantae; Streptophyta; Pinopsida; Cupressales; Cupressaceae. The transcript is spliced from 13 exons. Gene Ontology annotation, biological process: transmembrane transport. The record is from RefSeq and is a predicted model, not a curated record.
AUAUGUUAUCGAGUCUUUGCCUUGUUAACACCCGUUUGUAUCUCUUGAUCUCAAGGUCAACUAUAACAGUUAUCCUGUAAAAUUUUGAAUUGUAUCUUACCAAAACUUUGCCUUGUUGACACCUUUUGUAUCUCUUGAUCACAACGUCAAGAACAGUUUGGUUCGUUUUUCAGCUUAUUUUGGCUUUAGGAUGUCAUGCAGUCUUAGUCUCCGAUGUUUUCUUAAUAAGUUAUUUUCUCUUUAAUUCAUUCAUUUCUGUCAAUGAAUAUUAUAUAUAAAUGGGGUUCACGAUAUUGGGUAUGAUUGAGAAAUGCUUACCUGACCACCAUUUAUUUUCUCUAAGGAAAUUUAAAUUUAAAUUAACCGUGAGCAACAAUGAAACCGUUCGAGAGCUCAAAACCUGACCCUGAGCUCAAACUCACACGACCCAACAAUGGAGACUAUCCCGAAGGUGAUGAUGCUAAACUCCAUCCCUCCUCGCUUAAAUAUGUGGAGAAUGACCUGCCGGCGGUGUAUAAGCCAGGUGGUUCUCAGCCUGCUCUGAAGCUGCUCACAGACUUGAGGAUUACAAUCGUAGAGGCCUUAUUCCCUGAUGACCCCUUGCGCCAUUUCAAGCGCAAGCCUAAAUCCCAGAAAUUCAUACUAGGUUUACAGGCAGUCUUUCCUGUGCUUGAAUGGGGAAGACAUUACACGUGGUAUAAGUUCAAGGGAGACCUGUUGGCAGGUUUAACAAUUGCAAGCCUCUGCAUUCCUCAGGAUAUUGGAUAUGCCAAAUUGGCUCACGUGGAGCCUCAAUAUGCUCUUUACACCAGCUUUGUAACCCCCUUGAUAUAUGCUGCUAUGGGGAGCUCCAGAGAUAUUGCAAUUGGGCCAGUAGCUGUUGUUUCUCUCUUGUUGGGCACAUUGAUCAGGAAGGAAAUAGAUGAUAUUAAUUCAGCUAAUUACUACCAACUUCUAUUCACAUCAACAUUUUUCGCUGGCAUUUUCCAGGCAAUACUUGGAAUCUGCAGGCUUGGUUUCCUGGUUGACUUUCUAUCCCAUGCAUCUAUUGUUGGCUUCAUGGGAGGUGCUGCCAUUACAAUUUCACUACAACAGCUGAAAGGAUUUCUUGGCAUAAAUAAUUUCACCAAGAAUGCGGAUAUGAUCUCUGUAAUGAAGUCUGUAUGGGGUUCUGUUCAUCAUGGAUGGAACUGGCAGACUAUUUUGAUUGGAGCAUUUUUCCUGAUGUUUCUAAUGACUGCAAAAUUUAUUGGUAAGAAAAGCAAGCAACUUUUCUGGGUUCCUGCUGUGGCUCCACUGAUCUCAGUCAUUUUGUCUACUCUCAUUGUUUUUCUUACGCGCGCAGACAAACAUGGUGUGAAAAUUGUAGGACAUGUUAAAAGAGGAAUAAACCCAAGUUCAGCAAAUAAAAUUGCUUUAAAGAGUGCCCUUCUUCCAAAAGGUGCUAAGAUUGGUUUCGUGGCAGCUUUGAUUGCUCUGACGGAAGCUAUUGCAAUAGGAAGAACAUUUGCUGCUUUAAAGGAUUAUCAUUUGGAUGGAAACAAAGAAAUGAUAGCGAUGGGGAUUAUGAAUAUGGCUGGUUCAUUGACUUCGUGCUAUGUUGCAACAGGCUCCUUCUCACGCUCAGCAGUAAACUAUAAUGCAGGCUGCCACACAGCAGUUUCUAAUGUUGUUAUGUCAAUCAUAGUUCUACUUACACUUUUAGUGCUUACACCACUUUUCCACUAUACUCCAAAUGCAAUCUUAGCUUCCAUUAUCAUCUCUGCAGUCAUGAGUUUGAUUGACAUCAAGGCAGCAUAUCUCAUCUGGAAAAUUGAUAAACUUGAUUUUAUUGCCUGUAUGGGAGCCUUUCUGGGUGUAGUAUUUGUCUCCGUUGAAAUUGGUCUCUUGAUUGCAGUUGCUCUUUCCUUUGCAAAAAUUCUUGUACAUGUGACAAGGCCCCAUACAGCUUUACUUGGGAAAAUUCCAGGAACAAAUAUAUUCAGGAACACUGAACAAUAUCCAUCAGCUGCUACUAUCCCUGGGAUUCUUGUUGUGCGCAUUGAUGCUUCAAUUUACUUUACAAAUGCAAAUUACAUCCGAGAGCGUAUUUUAAGAUGGGUAGAUGAUGAAGAAGAGAAAUUCCAGGAGAAAGGUGAAAUGAGACCACGAUCUCUAGUCAUUGAAAUGUCUCCUAUAAUUAAUAUAGAUACUAGUGGAAUCCAUGCCCUGGAGGAACUCCAUAAAACCCUAAAAAAACGUAACAUACAGCUAGCACUUGCAAAUCCAGUGAAAAUUGUACUUGACAAGCUUCAUGCAUCCAAAUUCAUUGAUGAACUAGGGGAGGAAUGGAUUUUCCUCACAGUUGCAGAGGCUGUACAAACUUGUUCAGAUCGUCUGAAACUUUAAUUCUGAAGAAAAUACAAGAAGGGGAUGCUCAUCAACCACUUGUGGGCAUCGAUGGAUGCUGUUCCAGAUUGAAAAAGAAGAGUAGAAUCUGUCUAUAUUAAAUCUCCUUGUUUCAUGCUUAAAAUCUUCUCUCUCUUUUUUCAUUUUGCUUGUCUACAUUUACAAUAUAUCAUAAAUAUGUUUGUGGCAACAUAAUAAGUGUUCUGAUCCUAUAACAAAACAGUCCGAAAGCAAACCUGUUCAACAAAUCAUUGACAGUUCAGCACACUGUAAAUAUGUUGUAAAAAU